CGCUGGAUUUUGUAUUGCUGAGGUGAACUUUGAUGUUCAAAACAUCGAAGCACUCAAUGUAUCACCAAACAAUACACAGCCAAUGGCGGACAGAGACAACAAGGAAGAUAACAUGUCAAUCGCGUUCUCUACCGGACUAUGCAUUGCAGAGAUAAAUUUUGACAUUGAAAACACAGAAAAGGUAUCUGAUUCAUCAGACUACCUAGAGCCAAUUGAAUUAGAUUCUGGAACACACACACUGCAAGACGAGAAAACCGACAUUGAAACAUACGAAACAUUGCAAAAUGUCACCGACACCAUGGUUAACAUUCCCAACAUUGAGACCGCCAAUGAAUAUUCCAUUCAAGGUGAAGAUGCUGGUUUCAAUAUUUGUUUGGCAGAUCUGAACAACUUCCAAGAUAUUUUGUCAGAAGUUGAAUAUAUGGAAGAAUCUAUAUUAGACAUCGGGUAUUCCUCAAGCAAAGAAUACGAACGAUUGAGGACGUCUACAGAGAUCGUCAUGAAUGCACCGGAGGAAAAGCACAGGGAAGAAACAACAGUCAUGUCUGCUGAUACAGGACUCAAUGUUUGUUUUGCAGAACUGCAAAAUUUUGAACAACUGCUCUUAGAAUCUGAGACAGUGGAAGAGACAGCAUCGGACAAAUCACAUGAAAGUCAUUAUGACACAAUUAAGAUCGACGUCGACGUCAACCAUAGCGAUGAUUCUGACACCAUUUCUGAGUGAUCACAGAGAUGACAUCCUAAUGGCCGGGUAUAAAGAGAACCAUCUAGCGAAUUUUAUGAAGAUAUCCAUCAAAAGACAUGGUAUGCAGAGAACCAGCUUAGACUUUGUAUACAGAGAACCAGCCAAGACGUAGUGUAGAAAGAACCAGCUAAGUCUUGGUAUACAAAAAUGAAAAUCAGUGUUUUGUAAAGGCUACAUAAAUGACAGACAUAUAUUGAACAAUUCAGUAUGCUUUAUGGAAAUUCUAUAUCAUUAUCACAUGUUUGUUUUAUUUUGUACUUCUUGUGUCUUGGGUAGUCAACAGCACACUUUUAUGUGUGGGUAUUUUUCUAAUUAGAAAAACGUACUUAUUCACACACCGAAUGUAGGGUUUUGUUUUGGAAAUUUAUUGAAAACCAGAAGUUUUCGUUGAAAAAAAAAUGCAUUUGAUUUUUACAAUUCAUUGAUGUACCUUUUCUGACACGAUAUAAACGUUUGAUUUGUUUACUGUAAAUACUUGUAUUAAGACAUGAUUGUACAAUCUGUCGACAUAUGUUUAUGCUGUUAUACAAUUUGCACAUAUUUUUCACUGGAUAUAUUGAUUUCAUUUUAUGCGUAUUUGUGUUGAGCUAUAUGUAUUUAUGCAGACUUCUGUCGUUGGUAUGGAUGAACAUCGUAUUGUCUCCAUAACUAGCAAAAAACAAAAAAAAAAAAAAAAAAAAAGAAGAAAGGACACAUUCAUUGAAGAUGGGAGAUGACUUUGUUAUUAUACUAUCAUUCUGUAAAAGAAAUAUGCUCAAUAUACUAACAAAGCUAUUGCUUUUGUGAACGUUUGGCUUUGGGUUUUUGUGUUGGAAUUCUUAAGAUGACAACCUAAGCAAAUAUCUCCCAUUGAUCUAACAAUACAUUUUACAUGUAGUUUGUUUAAAAAAGACCUGUCUGUAUACUCACUGUUUGUUGUCCUCCCUUGUUUUUAUUAUUUACAUGUAAUAAUCUAUGCAACUUUGUGUUUUUUCUGCUGUAUGUACAUUUAUGUAUGUGCUUCGGAUAUAUAUAGUUUCAUAUUCAUGUUUAAAAAGGAUGUCAGCCAGUGUGAAGAUGUAUUACUCCUCGUUAAAGAAAUGAUAUUUAAUACACAAGUUUCUGAUUAGAUAUAUAACCAUGUAGUAUGUAGAUUCAAAGUUUUUUAUCCCCAGGUUUCUGUAUUCAAAAGAAUGGUUUGAAGUUUUAAAUGUAAGUUUAUAGGAAAGUUCGCUAAAACAUGUAUUUUUAAUAACCAGAAGGCUACUUUUCCAAAAUAAAUAAAUAAAUAUGCAAACAUCCUAUUGCACGGCAAAUUCAAUAGCACCCUAAUCAUUUCAACUGGGAUUAUAGUGGGGGUUACAUGACUUAGAUCAAUAUCGAGAAUUAAUGUUUCACAUAAAAAUAGUUCAGUUGAGCAAUAUGGAUCACAGAUGAUAUUUCACUUUUCUUCUUGAAAGUAUCAUGAUUACUACUACUACUACUGCAAGUACGACUACUAUUAUUAUUAUUACUACUACUACUACUACUACUACAGUUACAACUACUACUACUAUCAAUAUUACUACUACUACUAUUAGUAUUACUACUAUUACAACUACUUCUACUACUACUACUAGUUUUAUUAUUAUUACUACUUUUACAACUACUUCUACUACAUUGUACUUCUAUUAUCAUUGUUGUUAUAUGGAUGUAGUAUUAUCACUGCUAUCUUUAUCAUUACUAAUAUUAUCACUACCCUUAUUACCAAGGUUAUUAUUAUCAUCAUUGCAUGUUGUUUUUUCCCAUUGCUGUUAUUUUUAUUAUAAUCAUUAUUAUCAUUGAUUGUUAUACUAUGUUGU
Messenger RNA from Ostrea edulis (European flat oyster), 2565 nucleotides. RefSeq lists its product as uncharacterized. The transcript has 2 exons. Lineage: Eukaryota; Metazoa; Mollusca; Bivalvia; Ostreida; Ostreidae. The record is from RefSeq and is a predicted model, not a curated record. The coding region runs from base 83 to 724 and encodes 213 amino acids.